AUGUCGGAGUAUGAUGAAGUUUUGUGUAGUUCACUGAAGCUGAAAUCUGGACAGGGAAUAAAAAAAAAGAAGAAAAAGCACAGCAAGAAGAUUGAAUUGGAAAAACGCAGAGAUAAACGUAUUCUCGAGUCUGUGUUAUCGAAGGCAGAUAAAUCACAUAAACAAAGGAUUAUUGAAUUUAACAAUUACUUGAGUACACUAACUGAACAUUUUGAUAUACAGAAAGUUUCUUGGACUAAAUGA
Molecule: messenger RNA, 243 nt
Organism: Trichobilharzia regenti
Lineage: Eukaryota; Metazoa; Platyhelminthes; Trematoda; Strigeidida; Schistosomatidae
Source: the annotation of a GenBank genome assembly